AUGUCUUCUUCAUUCCUCCAGCUGGUUCUGGAUUUUGUUUCCUUCGCCGUUUUCCACUACUAUGUCAUCUUUCCGCUAAUCACGCGUCUUCUAGGUUACAUCAAGGGAGAGCCAGUAAUCGUGUACGAAGUAUCAGAAAUCUCAAAGGCACUGAAGAUCCUUAUUGGCCAGCAGUCAGAACCAGAGCUAUCGAUUGCUAUCACCAUAUCUGCACCAUUGACUACCGACUCAACCACAUUCGAGGAAGUCGAUUGCGAAAGUUGCCGCUCGUCAUUGGAAGGUGAACCACGUUUCACGCGACAGAGCUGUGGCUGCACCUGGUGUGCGAGAUGCGUGGAAAGAUGCUUCAAGAUUGUCAUGUUCGACCCAGACAUGCCUUUGAAGUGCCUGAGCAAGAGUUGCGAGUCUGCACAGAAACUCACUAUUCGCAAGAUGGGUCCUUAUGUCAAGCACUUGUUGUCAGAAGAGUCCUACAAAAACAUGAAGAGCGCGAUUUUGCUGCGAGACGCUAUGAGCGGAAUCGAUCUGAGCAAGUAUGAUUGGAUACUUGAAGAUGAUGAAGACGAGUUCGAGGAGGAAAAGUCGUUCCCUGACAUGUCUAGCAUCAAGCGCGAGUCCUGGUAG
Molecule: messenger RNA, 624 nt
Organism: Aureobasidium uvarum
Lineage: Eukaryota; Fungi; Ascomycota; Dothideomycetes; Dothideales; Saccotheciaceae
Source: the annotation of a GenBank genome assembly